AUGGCGCACAAGCAACCAAAGAAAAAAAGAACAGCGCUAUUCGAUCCAGAUAACAUCAGAGUAAGUCUAGAGUCUCAAAGGAAAUUUACUCAUAGUGUUCGCGGUUUUAUUGAAGGACUUGUCACUUUUAAUUUGGAAUGCGAAACUUUGUCAAAUCUCGGGGAAGAUGAAGUCUUGCACAUUAUGGCAUGCAAACUUACCAUACAAGGCUUAUAUAAUCUGAGGAAGGCAAUUCAGCAUGUACCGCGCAAUCUAACACGGGUCAUUGAUAACGUUCCAUUGCGCUCCGUGUUUAUUCUGGAUGUUUUCAAGAGUCUUUCUUCAUCGACAAUCCACAACAAAAUGUCCACUGCAGAUGUUACCUUAUAUACCAAGAUUCUUGAAAAUUCUUGCCCAUCCUUCAUGUCUUUUGAACAAACAAACAAAGACAUACAAUGCGCCAGAUUUCUUUCGCCGCCGGUAUCAGAAUGCACGCAGUGUGAGAAGAAAUUAUCAAUGAGGAACAAUGCAUCAAGAGCAACAUUAUUCACGUUGAGUGGCCCCAUUGCUUGUCUGAAGGUUACGUUGGAAUGCAGAGAUUGCGCUAUCCGUUUUGGCAUUUGUCAUUUUAAGGAUCAAUGUGGUGCACGAUUUUAUCCUUCAAAAUAUGAAAUCGAAGUGAUCGAAGCGAGCAACGUGACGUAUUUCCUUCGUGAUUUAUACAAGUGGAUGCCGUCUCUUAGGUAAGUGUAUAUGUAUCUAUUAUCUUUUGAUAAGAAAUGGGCCUUUUUCAGCGGCAGAUUCAGGCACGGAACCGGCGGGUGGAAACCAUGUUUAGCCAUUUAUUGUUUGAUUUUCUUCUUGAUAUUUUCUAGCAAUCAUUGUUGGGUCUCAUUUAGUGGGUUCUCAGAGGCUUACAACGAGAUUUAUGAUAAUCAAAUUCAAAAAUUUGCAAACUCCUUCAAAG
Messenger RNA from Paramuricea clavata, 946 nucleotides. The record is from the annotation of a GenBank genome assembly. NCBI's taxonomy places the organism in Eukaryota, Metazoa, Cnidaria, Anthozoa, Malacalcyonacea, Plexauridae.